Messenger RNA from Stylonychia lemnae, 1461 nucleotides. The record is from the annotation of a GenBank genome assembly. NCBI's taxonomy places the organism in Eukaryota, Ciliophora, Spirotrichea, Sporadotrichida, Oxytrichidae.
AUGUCCCUUUUAAAACUAGCUUGUAUUGGCGAUUUAAGAAACAUUUCCAAAACUCAACAAGCCUUAGUCAACACAUUUUCACUAUAUUAAAGAACUUUGGAAUAUAACAUCACGCUUGGGCCUAAAGAGUAGAAAAAUUAAGGAUUAUUUUUGACUUUUCCAAAGUGCCUUUAGUACAUCCAGAAUGUUCUUGAUAGAAUGCUUUUCGAUAACUCUAAAUCAGAGGAAUUCGAUGUCUUUCCUCUAAGAUUUUGGAACCUAUUUGAAAGAGCCAAGAACGACUUCAAAGCUCUUGAAAUCUAGAACAUUGGGGCAGACUUUGAGCCUAUAGAGUCUUACUAACUCAAAGCUUAUCAAUUAGAGAGAAAGGAAAAUGUGUUCAUAAAUUAAAGAAAUAGUAUAGCUAUGUCAGACGACGAGGAUUUAAUGAUGACUAUGAUUAUGCAUACUAAUACAGAGCUGCUGAAUAAGCAUUAUAAUAAAGAUGAGGUCUAGAAUUGCAUAAAAUCUGACCCUCAAAUCACUCCUUCCAAAGAUGAUUUUUCUAAGCAAUUGCCAAAUUUACUUAAUAAUGAUUCAGCCACAUUCAUUAAAGAAAAUAUAAAAAGGUUUGAAUAAUAAGUAUAGCGAGAAAUCACUUAGCCAUCUGAAGAUUUAAGACCCGGUCCAGGAUUUAUGGAAAGAUUAGUCAAAUAAUGUGGUCUAGCAGAGGAAAUGCUAGAAAAGCUGAAAGAAUAGCAAAUUAAUGACACUAAUAUUGAAUAUUUGUCUUUUGAGGAUUUUAAGUAGAUGGGCCUUCCAAUAGGCCCAUCUAGGCAAUUAGAUGCUCUUUUGAAGAAAAGCAAAGUGCCUCCAUAAGUGUUAUCUCCAGUGGUUUAAAUAUAGCCGCAGCAGUUUAAUCACAGCAUAAGCCCAUAGAAUAAUAAACCCUUUAUCAGCAAUAACGGAGGCUAUAAUAACUAAAGUAAUUUUUAGAAGCAGAAUAUCUUUUAGUAAAAUAAUCGGAAUAAUUAUAUCAACAAUAAUAAUCGACCUGGAAAUUAAUACAAUAAUAGUAAUGGGAAUAAUUCAAAUGUACAAGUAUCUAAAUGGAGAGGCAAGUACAGAGGGAAUCAUAACUUUAAUUAAAAUAACAGCCAUUAGUAGCAAUAGCCUUUGACUGCUUAUCAAAAUAAAAGAACAGAUGCAGAAGAAGAGGAAUAAAUAUUCAAAGAAAUUAAAGCUUCAGCAAGGCCACUAGCUAAGAAGCCUGAAUCUAUUGGAAAAUCUAAGGCGACUCCACCAGGCAUUUUGAAGAAAAGAGAUGAAAAACUGCUCAGCAAAACUGCUGGUACAAUAAGUCCAAGCAAGUAUAGUUUAUAGGAAAAAUUCAUUAAAGAGAAGGUUGUUGAAGAUAACUUGAAUCUGACACAAUAAUCUCAAGAUGAUUCAACUCUAACCUAGAAUUCGAUGAUAGAAUGA